Molecule: messenger RNA, 4880 nt
Organism: Anolis sagrei ordinatus
Lineage: Eukaryota; Metazoa; Chordata; Lepidosauria; Squamata; Anolidae
Gene: PDP1
Product: pyruvate dehydrogenase phosphatase catalytic subunit 1
Biological process (GO): protein dephosphorylation
Cellular component (GO): mitochondrion
Molecular function (GO): cation binding; [pyruvate dehydrogenase (acetyl-transferring)]-phosphatase activity
Source: RefSeq, a predicted model, not a curated record
CUAGAAAAAUUCUCUUCUGUGUCAAUCAAUAUACUAACAGUUUGAAUGCCAAAUUUUAAUAUAGUUAUUGUUCGACUAAUCAUAGUAUCUUAAAUUUUUCUUUUCCCUUAUAGUCUAAUAAGAGCUAUGAGUACAGGGCCAAAAUAGACCCAAAUGUAGGCUGGCUUCUGCACUGCAGUGCAUGGUAGGAAGCACAGGUAGUGGCCCCAGGAAAGGACUUUUAAUUCCUUAUCAGGAUACCCUAUUUACUGAAAGUGUGAAGCCAUUCUUGUAGACUGAACAGUUGAUGAGGAUGUGCUGAUUUGAUUCUCAUUUCCAUGUACCUCUUGAAUUGUCAGUGAAGCAGCAUAGGCACUUAGAACAAUGUGGAAUCCACUUCUCAUAAUUAUGUGCAGUACAGGAAUCACAAGUGUAUGGUUUGAAUACCAAAGGUAUGCCCUGAAGAGACUGUAACAAAAAUAUUCUGCACUUGUACAUAACUAAUAGUUUGGGGCAACACAAGAAGUAAGAAAAUCCCAGGAAGACUGGUUUGUAGGAGGAAAGAUCGGUAGUGGACUACUGUUGAUUUGGAAGCUCCAUUCUCUCUUGGUUAAUGAUAUAGAUGCCUUAAGGAUCCCAAUUAUGUAUAUGUAUUUAUUAUACAUAUGUAGUUUUAAGACCAGUACUUCAGUCCUUCUUUAAAUAGACAGGUGUACUUGUUGUCAUUCAGUUCUGGCUGACAGUAGAUAAAUUUUGUAUGCUCUGGGUGUUAGAUUGUGCAGCAAGAGGGAUGGAAAGCAGUAAAUUGGGGUUGCAGUAGAUUAGACAAUGCUGCUGAGAGAUGGCUGUGCUGCAGUUGCUGCUUCAUAAUGCUUGUCACUACAAACAAACUGCUUGUCUUUCUGUCUCUUUUUCUGUCCCCCUUCAAUGUUGGAGACCUCUUCCUCCUUCUUUAAUAAACUCUCUGCCUUGCUUUUCCUGGGCUACUGCUUUGUGGAUGUUGACGGCUUCUUGUUGUGACAGGAGAAUGUGUGUGUGUCCUGGGCCCAGGCGGAUUGCAAUUCCAGUCAGAAGCUCCAGAUUGCCAUUGUUCUCUGAUGCCAUGCCAGCACCGACUCAACUAUUGCUUCCAUUAAUUCGCAACUGUGAGAUUGGCAGGAUAUACAAUACUGCAUGCUACUGUCACCAUAAACAUCUGUGUUGCUUGUCACCUCACCUGACUCACCAACACAUGCGAUAUGCCCCACAGAAAAAGUUGGCAACGCUCUGCAGACCAAAGGAGAACUUCAGUCAGUUGAUUCAUGCAAGAAACUAUGUCUCUACACCACAGAGAUUUUACCUCACACCUCCACAGGUCAAUAGCAUCCUGAAAGCGAAUGAGUACAGUUUUAAAGUUCCAGAGUUUGAUGGCAAAAAUGUAAGUUCUGUCCUUGGCUUUGAUAGCAACCAGCUUCCUGCCAAUGCACCAAUAGAAGAUCGAAGGAGUGCAGCCACUUGCUUGCAAACAAGAGGGAUGCUACUUGGAGUGUUUGAUGGCCAUGCAGGAUGUGCUUGUGCACAAGCUGUCAGUGAAAGACUGUUUUAUUACAUAGCUGUUUCUCUGUUACCCCAUGAGACUUUACUUGAAAUAGAAAAUGCUGUUGAGAGUGGUAGAGCACUGCUGCCCAUCUUACAGUGGCACAAGCAUCCGAAUGACUAUUUUAGUAAAGAAGCCUCCAAAUUGUAUUUUAACAGCUUGCGAACAUACUGGCAGGAGCUCAUAGAUCUUAAUACUGGAGAGACAACUGACGUUAAGGAGGCUUUAAUUAAUGCCUUUAAGCGGCUUGACAAUGACAUUUCUUUGGAAGCUCAAGUAGGAGAUCCAAAUUCUUUCCUCAAUUAUUUGGUAUUGCGUGUAGCUUUUUCUGGUGCAACUGCCUGUGUGGCUCAUGUAGAUGGUGUUGAUUUGCAUGUUGCCAAUACAGGUGACAGCAGGGCCAUGCUUGGUGUCCAAGAAGAGGAUGGAACUUGGUCUGCUGUUGCUCUGUCUCAUGAUCAUAAUGCACAGAAUGAAAGUGAGAUUGAACGGUUGAAAGUAGAGCAUCCAAAGUCUGAAGAAAAGAGUGUUGUGAAACAGGAUCGGUUGUUAGGUCUGCUGAUGCCUUUCAGAGCUUUUGGAGAUGUCAAAUUUAAAUGGAGCAUUGACCUUCAGAAGAGAGUGGUAGAGUCAGGCCCAGAUCAGCUUAAUGACAAUGAAUAUACAAAGUUCAUCCCACCAAACUACCAUACUCCUCCAUACCUCACAGCUGAGCCAGAGGUAAUAUAUCACAAAUUAAGACCUCAGGACAAAUUCCUGAUAUUGGCAACGGAUGGCUUGUGGGAAACAAUGCACAGGCAGGAUGUGGUUCGAAUUGUUGGUGAAUAUCUAACUGGUGUCCAUCACCAACAGCCAAUAGCUGUUGGAGGUUACAAAGUAACUCUGGGACAGAUGCAUGGUCUUUUAACAGAAAGGAGAGCUCGGGUCUCUUCAGCCUACGAAGAUCAGAAUGCAGCAACACACUUGAUACGCCAUGCUGUGGGAAACAAUGAGUUUGGCACAGUUGACCAUGACCGGCUAUCCAAGAUGCUCAGUCUUCCAGAAGAGUUGGCUCGGAUGUACAGGGAUGAUAUCACAAUUAUAGUAGUGCAGUUCAAUUCCCAUGUUGUAGGUGCAUGUCAGAAUGAAGAGUUCUAAAUUUUAAGCCAAGGAACGAAAAUUUUCACAGAACAAAAUGGCCAGUAAUGAACAUAGGAUUGUAACAAGUGCAUUCACUUAAUGUCUGGCCAUUGGACUUUGAGCUAGAGCAAAUAUAAUUUGCAAAAGCCCAAGAGAGGAGUCAGAGGGUUAUUAACUAAUUUAUUAUUAGGAGACCUGAACAAUUUAGAACAACUUUGCACUAAACUAUUUCCUGGGACAGUGUCUUGCGAUAUGAAAUUACUUGGUGGAAGUGAAAACUUCACAUACAUCAGUGUGAUGUCAUGCAGGGCAAAAUUCUUGUAUAUGUUGCCACGUGUACAUAUCUGUAUAAGUAGGUGUCUAGUAGCAAUACCAAACAUUGGGUGGGGUCUUCAUUGUAAAUCUAAAUUUCAACUGAGCUGAUGACUUUUAUAUUUAUGAGAUAGCUUUUCUGUCACCUCUUCAGGAGCAGAACAGAAGUUUAUAACAAGUUGGUGAAUGUUUUGCUAUAAUACUUAGCUACUCUCUUUUGAGUAUCUCAGUUGAAAUACGUACCUUAAAAAGUAGUAAAGUGGUAAGUCUUAAGCCAUAAAUGUCACAAUCCUUAAAUUUUAGAAUGAAUCUUGCAUCAAAUGAUUAAUUCACUCUAUUUGCACAGUUCAGAGGCAAUAAAUGAUGGGACCUUUAACCGAGGGAAGUGCAAAAAACCUUUGGCUUGCAUUAUGAAAUUGUGACUAUCUUUUCUGAAAUAUGGUUUAGUCUUCAAUCAGACUGUAUUUCAAAGCAUUGUACUCUUUGCAAGCAACAGUCCUGGUGUGUACCAAAUCUGUUUCCAGUCAUUAGUCUUUGGUCUUGUGUUAAAUCUUGGCAGACAGUACUGACUUUGUAAACUAGUGCAGUCACAUAUGUUGAACUAAAGUUUGAUCUUGUGUUCUGGAUGUUUCAAAUAUAACAAGAUGAAAACAUCUAUAUGACUCUGUCUAGUUUGGUUCCCAUGGUGACUACUGAAAAAAUCAAUGUAAUAAGAUUUGUAAAUAGGUAAAGUAAGAGGGACAGUAUGCAUGCUGUAUGCUUAAACCUCUUGUUGAAAUUGCGGUAUCAAAUGUAAUAUGUAUUUUCUAAAUCUCUCUUCCAGUGUGAACAGUCACUUAGACCUAAAACCUUCUCCUAAAACUGCAUGUCUCAGUGCUUUAGAUCUCUACUGAACACAAUGCAUAUUUAAAUUGUUAGACAAAUUAAAACAUUUUCAUGACUAUCAGUUUUCAAUGUUCGUAAACAAUUGAAUUUGAAGACUUCCCAUAUUUUAAACAAAAUUAAUUUAUUCUUGAACAAGUGGGUGUAAUUCAAAUUUUGCUUAGUAUUUUACCACUAGCUUUCAUCUAGUUGUGAAACACAGGUUGAAGAACCUUAAAAUCCAGUGUGUUUCUCUGUACAGACACCAUAUGAGCAUUCCAUUUAAAUGGCAACACACAUGUAAUCAAUUUCUGAGCUAAAAGGUUCAAAAGAAUUUCAAUAUUCUUGGCAAUGUAGUUUUUUUAUAGAGCACCAAGGAGUACUGUACUAUAUAUGUUGUUAUGUUUAUGGUACAUGUUUGUUAGCAUUAAUGCCCCUUUUCUGUACAUCAAAAGUCACAGUUGUCUAACUUAUUGAAAUGCAAUUAUUGAGAAUAGAUGAUUACACCAACAUCCUGACAUAGGGCACUUUUACUUUAUAAUAUAUUUAUCUGUUUGGAAAUCCUACAGUGUUUGAAGCCCUAUCUGGAGCCUUAAUAAAAAUGGCGGUCUUCCCUUUCUGUGUUCAAGGAAAGUCAUAAUUUUAUCUUUGCCUGUAAUCGCACACCUAAAUUCUUAAUAUAUUUGUGACAAAACUGGAUAGGUCAAAUUUUGUUUUUAUUUUUUUUUAUUUGUUUAGAUACCUACAAAAUAGAACUGUUACAUUAUUCAGGCUUCCUUGCUAUUUUUACUUGUGGAGUGUAUAGUACAUGUAAAUGUUUCAUUUUGGUAUGGCACUAGUCUUAACAAAUUAAGCUCUGAUUCUGACUUUGUAAAAUAAAAGGUGAACAAGCAGGAUUUGAAGACAGACUCACAAAAUAUGUAUUUGGGGAAAUGAAAUGUUUAUGAUAUUAUGGCUUUCUGAACAUCAAGUGAUACAAUCUAAGAACAAGUUUCUUUUAGUAGACUUCAAUAAAAUUAUUACUAUACAAACA